AUGCACGGCCGCCGUGACGCGGACCGUGUGGCAUCAUCUCGCAGCCCCGAAGUUAACAAGGACGGUGACGACGAUGACGACUCCGACUAUAGCGAGGACGCCGUCGGCACUGACGACGAGGCGGACUCGGGAGAAGAGGAGGACAAGGACAUGUCCGACUCGGAGGGCGACGCGGACGGUGACGACGCGGAGGGUGACGACGACGACGCCCCGGAGGAAUCGCAGCCCGCGGCACCGAUUGCUCGCCGCGGUCGUGCUAAGGCGGCAUCUGGCGUCAAGACCGCCGCUAAGGGCGGGGAGCCAACACGCCUUGCUCCAAAGACCCGCGACCAGAUCCCGGUGAAGCGCAUCAUGGCCGCCGCUGAGCCGCAUGCCGUGGAUGGCGGCGGGGCCAUAUACGUGAAUGUGCCGUGCGGGUUCUCGGUAUCGUCAACGUCCGCUCCAUGCACCUCUACUCCGAUGUUCACGGAGACAGCUACCAUGGCUGCUGCCAAGCUGGUCUGUGAGACCAUCAAGGGAUGCAACGUGGAUGCGAUGACCAAGCUAGAGGGCCUCGUCCACGCCUGGAUGUAG
Closterium sp. Naga37s-1 is the source of this 573-nucleotide messenger RNA. The record is from the annotation of a GenBank genome assembly. NCBI's taxonomy places the organism in Eukaryota, Viridiplantae, Streptophyta, Zygnematophyceae, Desmidiales, Closteriaceae.